Molecule: messenger RNA, 4066 nt
Organism: Drosophila grimshawi
Lineage: Eukaryota; Metazoa; Arthropoda; Insecta; Diptera; Drosophilidae
Exons: 6
Coding region: 518-2773 (751 amino acids)
Source: RefSeq, a predicted model, not a curated record
UUGUUUGGCAGUACUGCCAUUUGAAAUAAAUUGUGCUGCAAAUAGUUUAAAGUGCGAAAACGUCUCGGCCGAAUGAAAAAAUGUGAAGUUUGUCUCAUAAUAUACAUACACACACACACACACACAACUUAAAGAACGUGAAAAUAAUAAAGCAAUGAGGAUAUUGUCCUGUUUUUGUUAUAACAAAGGCACAAUUAACGCUGAGGACAAGUGAAGCGCUCUAAUGAAUAAUACCUUAGUAUACAUACAUACAAACACACGCACACACGACGCAUACAGACAUAUAUAAACGUGAAAAGAAAAGUUGUUUUAGGUCAAACAAAAGCGACAAAAAGAAAGAAAAUCCGAACCGAAGGGAAGCAUGUACAAAGCGCGCCUGCAAAAAUGAAAAUCAAUUAGAAAAAACGCUAUAAAAUUAAGGAUCCAUCAAGCUCGCGACGACGCAUCCGUUGAUGAGCAGCUCGUUGGCUAUUGGUACAAGCACCACAGCAGAGAGCGGGACGUCGAUGUGAUUGUAAUGCCGUCACGUCGCAGUGGUGGUGUUGGCACCACACGGCGCAAGCACUCGCUGGGCAAUCUGCGACGAGCGCACCCGGCGUCCGGCGCCACAUGGAAUGUGCAAGUGGUGCGUGGCAAGAUGUCCUCCAAGUGCCUGUGGCAUGCCUGUCGAGCGCUAAUCCUGGGCCUGGCCCUAAUGCUGGUCGGGGCUGGUAUGGCCACCCUCGGCUACUAUGCGGAUCAUCUGUCCAUGGGCUCCGAGCUGAGAGGCAAUGUGACGGUGCGCGUCAAGAACGAUCUGAAGGGCUUCCAUUUGAAUAACUUUGCGUAUGUGGGACCGAUUGUGAUGGGCUUCGGUGGCUUCAUCGUGGUCGCCUCCUGUGUGAUGACCUUCGAGGCACGCGACUCCGCUGCCAAGGUAGUGCCGGCUCGAUUGCGCGCUGGCGGCGGCAGUACUUGCAACAAAUCCACGACUCGCAGUAAUCAAGGCAGCUCCGCCUCCCAGCGACGUGGAAUGGGUGCUCAAUAUCAGUCGACCCGUUGGGAUCAGCACUUUGGCGUGUUUCGCUCUUCGCCCAACGAUGCACAUCAGCAGCUGCAGGCAGUCGCUGGUGCCACAGGAUCGGCUGCGACGCAGCCCUUCGAUCGCGAGGCACUCACCGCGGAGCUCGUCAAGUUCUCCAAGUCCCUCAGCGCAUCCACACGAUACUCGCCACAGCUGUCUCAGCGUCGCCUCACCUUCACUGGUUCCGUGCCCAAUCUGUCCACCAUCCAUGCAAACGCUCAUCCAUCCACCGACUGCAACGACUCUAAUCACUCCAAUCUGUUCUCGUCGCAUCUUCAAUCGCCGCUGGAACUUCACUAUCAACAACUGAUACAACAACAACAACAAUUGCAACAAAUGUGCUGCAAACGACAUCAUCACCAUCAUCGCCAUCAUCAACACAAACAACGCAAACAACAACAACAACAUCAACAAUCGAGCAGCAGUGUUCGACGCGUUCGUCAAUCUCGAACCGCUGGCAGCGCUGCUGGUGGUGGUGGUGGUGGAGCUGGUGGCUCAAGUGGCUCCAAUACACGCCUCAGCGGUAACUCCUCCAGUUUGAUACAGCGCGCAACAAGAGAUUAUACCACCUGCACUCUCCUCCAGCCGCCGGCAGCGAGUCGUGUCUACUGGCAGGCGUCGUCCUUCGAUGCUGGCAUGGGAGCGGGCAUCGCUGUGCACUCCAGUCACGGCGAGAAACGCGCUGAGCGCAACAAACGCUCCGAUACAGCCAAGCGACAUGUCCUCUCCCGUCAGCGUCCCAUCGAGCACGAGGAUGCAGCGGCGGCGAGGGAGAGGGAUCGAGAUCGUGACCGGGAUCGGGAUCGUUACAGUCCGUUGGGACACAGGCGCAACUCGACCAUGUCAGAUUCAUCGUAUAGUGGCCGCUGGACGGCACGUUGUGCUUCUGUGGCAAGUCGCACUUCCAGCAUCGAUUCGCGUCGCGUGCAAGUAGAUCUCCAUAGUCCGGAGGUGAUGCCAAAGUCGAUACUGCGCUCUCCCAAACGCUACAGUUCCGGUCCCUCGGCCACGCCAUCCGUCGAUAAGGAGUUCCGCAGCCAGUUGUCGGUGUGCUCGGAGCCACCACCACCCAUACGUCAAUUGUCGGGACAGUCGAGCAUGGAACCCGCUCUGCCGGAGGAAAAUGUGGAUGUAAUCGAUGAACGCGUUGACAAUGAGUGCAACAGCAACAACAACAACAACAAUAACAACAUCAACACAAAUGUCUCCUACAAUGAGAUAAAUAAGCUGACGCAUCACAGCCACAGUCUGCCACCGAAGAAACCGCGUCCCGACUUUCUGCCACUCGGCGACAGCACAGAUCAGCAAGAGGCACAGCAGCAGCAGCAGAAGGCAAAUCCUGCAAUGCUUUACAGGAGCAGCAGUUCCAGGCAGUUCUAUCGACCCAAGCCUGGCAUUAUCAAGGAUCAAGAUGAUUCCAUAUUCUAUAUACGCUCGCUGGAGCGUGCCGUCAGUUCGGCCAGCAACGAUGAGCAGAUGUACGACUCCCUUCGGGUGAUCAAUGAGCGCCGCUCCACAUUGCUGAUGGCGGAUUCGCAGAGUUCGCUGGGCUCCGCGGAGCGUAAGCUGAGCAGUUUUUCGCUAAAGAUGCCGGAUAUAAGGGAGCGGGAGAACUCAAUAGAUAUUGAGGAGGGGUCGGCGGCAGCAGCAGCAAAGGCUGCGGAAGAUUCACCCACAGCAGAGCUUGAAAAAGAUCCAAAUGAUACCUAAAUCAAUUGUAGAUAAUUAUAUAAAUGUGUGUUUGUGUGUAUUUAUAAGGUAUAUCAAAUAAUUGGUUACCGCUAGCCAAUGACAGUUACUUUAAAUACGGCUCUAUUGUCAAAAUGUUUGAUACGCUUGCAACAAUUGGUACACCGAAAAAUUGAAUUUAAGUUUACAAAGAUUAGCAUAGAAAACAUGUCUCAAAACAACAAAAAAUCGAUCUCAAUCGUCUCAUUUCGUUUCAUUUUCACAAUAACUACUAUCUGAAUAUGAAUUACUAUAGCUGUAUUAAAUACCGAUAAAAACUAACUUUAAAUCGUUAUCUAUGUUGCCAUAGGCACUAUUCGAUGUAUUAAAAUUAUAGUCUUCCUAUUGUUGAAUUGUUGAAAUAACUGUGAAGAAACACACAAAACAUUAACUGUUAUCAUUUAAAAUGUUCUUUGUGGAUAUAAACGAGCUUUUAAUAAUUAAGUUCUAUGGCUCCCACUUUCACCUAUAUCCUGUUUCCGGUUUGUGCAACCUAAAUGAAAACAAUUCCUUGGAAAAGCACUUUGAAAUUUUAUGUAUAUAAGAAAAAUAUGUAAAAAAUACAAUCAGCUUACAAGCGAAGACUGAUGUUCGUAAAAAUAAUGUUCUAUUUAUGGAUUGUGCGCUGCAAGGACAACAAAAUGUCAAUUUCUGUUCCAGAUACAAUGAAAAGCAAUAACAAACUGUAAUUACAUAAUGAUUAUAAAGCACCGAGUGCAAAUGAGGACAGCGAAAAGUUAACCAUAAAUAAAUAAACGAAUAAGCAUAUUAUGUUUCAAGCGUUCCAUAACUGAACAAUGUAUAAGAAAUAUCAGAGAAAAAACUCUAUUUUCACUUAUGUAUAUUUGGGUUUGUCAAGUUGAAACCAGUAAUAAAUAGUACAUAUUUCACAGAUACAACUUCUACCAACGUAAUUAUUGAUAAUCAUAUAUGUGAAACACACUUUACAUGAUACUUAUACACACUAAAUAUGUAUUUUAUAUCUGAGUGUUAAUUUAUAAAUCGAAAGAACGCAAACAAAUGUUUCUUAAUCCAUGUUUCUUAUAAGUGUGUUGCAAAAAAAUACCUAUAAAACCAAAUGUCAGGCAAUCAUUGGCAUUGGCCCUAAACAAAAAAUAUGAUGGAAUUUGUACUUAUGAAAAAUCAGAUAAAACCCAAAAUGUUAUACGUACUCAUUAUUGAUGUGCAAAAAGUUUUAUAUUACCUGUUUAUUGCAUGAGAAAUCCAUAUUCACUAGAGAUGCAAACAAUAUUUAUAUUAAUAAAUGGAAUUAUA